AUGUCCUCACUGCCGCCAGAGAACUGCACCAACACGACCUCGUCCUUGUUAGUCAUACCAGCGGAUCACUCGAGGGGCUGGUUGGCUCUCAACCUCGUCAACUUGGGUGCAGUCAGUAUCUUGAGGGUCUCUUUGGACGGACAUUCAAUUUUUGUCUAUGCUGCUGAUGGUCUUUAUACCAAGCUACAGGAAGUCAACGUGCUCCACAUGGAGCUCGGCCAGCGGUAUUCCGUCAUGAUCAAACUAGACCAAUCUCCAGGAGAUUACUACCUUAGAUUCGCUACUUUUCCCAGCGGUGACAUGCAGCAGGUCCUGGAAGGUCGAGCGAUCGUGUCAUACGAAACUGAUGUUGUCACCUGGAUAAUUGAUCGCGCGCCAUUCAUGGAGCCAGACAUCCCUCUCAUCUACGGGGAAAACUCCUCAGGCUGGGAUGCAAACACGACUAUACAUCUGCCGAUCAACUCUACCAUUGACAUCAUCAUGAGGAUCUCAAACGAGUCCAUGGAUACAAUGGGUCAUCCGAUACACCUCCAUGGUCACAAGUUCUGGCUCUUGGGUUCUGGAGUGGGAGAUUUCCCAUACACAAAUGUCACAGAUGCGCCGAAGGAGCUCAUCAACCUUGAAGAUCCUCCAUACCGUGACACGAUUGGCCUCCCUUCCCAGGGUUGGGCUGCUCUUCGCAUUCCCGCUACUGCAUCCUCGGACAGCUAUGUAACCGAUAACCCCGGUGCUUGGAUCUUCCAUUGCCAUCUUCAAUGGCAGGCUGUCGUGAGCUUUUCCCCGAUUGACGUGUGCCAUCCCAGAAACUGA
This is a messenger RNA of Fusarium falciforme, 810 nucleotides long. RefSeq lists its product as hypothetical. The transcript has 5 exons. Gene Ontology annotation, molecular function: oxidoreductase activity; copper ion binding. The coding region runs from base 1 to 810 and encodes 269 amino acids. The record is from RefSeq and is a predicted model, not a curated record. Lineage: Eukaryota; Fungi; Ascomycota; Sordariomycetes; Hypocreales; Nectriaceae.